Molecule: messenger RNA, 5315 nt
Organism: Gasterosteus aculeatus aculeatus (three-spined stickleback)
Lineage: Eukaryota; Metazoa; Chordata; Actinopteri; Perciformes; Gasterosteidae
Gene: vwa5b2
Product: von Willebrand factor A domain containing 5B2
Source: RefSeq, a predicted model, not a curated record
GUCAGUGAAAAGCUGCGUGUGUGUGAUUGAUCACUGCAGUGGCCUUUCCCCGGUUUGCUGAAACUGUCAGUUUAAUUUGAAUAUACAGCCCGUUACUGAAAAUAUGAUUUUUUUUCCAGUUUGGGCUUUUAUUUUUCAUAGCAGGUUAGAAAAGCAAUAGUAUUUUAUACCAUGCAGAUGAUAAUAGCUAAUAUUCAGUAACGGGUUGUACACAAUUUGUAAAAUGAUAUUUCUGAAUGUAUCACUCUGUGUGAAAUGGUUGUUGUCCUUACAAGGGAAUUGGGGGAUUAGUGGAGAGAGAAGGAAAGAGAGAGAGAGGGGGAGAGAGACAGCGAAGGAGAGAGGAGAGAGGGAGAGGACAGAGCAGCAUCUGUUACCAGGAAAACUCCUACUGUGUCACUGGGAAACCUGCAAGCAGAUGUGAUGUUGGAGUGAUGCAGACACUGGACACUGAGGCUGACGGUCAGAAACUGAACACGGAAUAGAGGCCUUUUGCAGGAAAGAUGGUGGGACUAAGGAACUGCUCCACAUGGGAACCAUUGCUUCUCAAGGCCUCCUGCAUCAAGUCCUGUGCCAACGGCUGCUCCCUGGGCAUCACUGCACACCUCACCUAUGCUAACGCUGCCUUAGAGUCAAUAGAAGGUGUUUUCGUGUAUCCUCUCGGGGAAAAGGAGGUUGUGGUCGGCUUUGAGGCGGUGAUAGCGGGCCGGUUGGUGGGGGUCCAGAUACAGAGCAGAGGGAAGCUUAAGGACUGCUGUUUGGAUUGCUGCCCAGGAUCCGGUCCUGAAGGCCACUGUGGGAACGGCCCACAGUGGGGCUGCUGUGGGAGCUCCAGCCUUGACAUGCAAUGCACCAACGGACAUCUCAUCCUGGACGAAGACCUUGAAAGAACCACCUUCAUCAUGGGAACAGGCGUCAUCGGCCCCAUGGACAUCGUGUCCGUUAUCAUCAGCACCACACUAGAACUCCCCACGCUGGAAAAUGGAGCAAUCAGCAUUGUGUACCCCACUUUGCUGACACCAAUCGUCACUGGCCAGAUAACGCAAAACAAGAGUGAAAAUGGUUCGAAAUCUGAAGAAACCGGACAAACCAGCUGUUUUGGUGCCACCUCAGGAAAACCAGACAAGGCCCUGGAGUCUGAGCAGCAGUGUGCCUAUUCCAUCUUCACCGGCCCUGCCGCCAACCUGGCACCUUAUGAACUGAACUUCCAGCUACUGGUCAGAGGGGCCUGCCUACUAGCCGGACUGGAGAGCCCCACUCACGCUCUGAGGGCAGAUGCGGACCCCAGUGCCCAAAGUGCCUCUUCCACCUACAUCACCUUGGCACAGGAGCAUCCGUUUGACAGACACAUAGAGAUCAUUCUGCACCUCAGUGAACCCCACAGCCCGUUGGUCAUAUUAGAGAGAGGCAGACUUUCAUUCAGCCAGUAUGAGCAGAAAAUCUACUCCCGUCGGGAUUUCAUCCGCUGCAUUCACAAAGAUUCACAACCUGAGAGAAAGCUGGAGUUUGUGAGGAAGCGACACCACAAGGACAUCCUGAGCAGCCCCGUCUUGAUGCUCAACUUCUGUCCCGACUUGCUGCGGGAACCUCUGGAGCUGCACAAAGCCACCCGAGAACUGCUGUUCCUCGUUGACCGCAGCGGCAGCAUGAGUGGCGCCGCCAUCCGCCGCGUGAAGGAUGCCAUGGCGGUGGCAUUGAAGAGUCUCCCUCCCGGCACCAUGCUCAACGUUGUGGGCUUUGGGACCACCAUCAAGCCACUGUUCACCUCCAGCAGGCUCUGCACUGAUGUGACUCUGGUGCAGGCGUUCGAGUACAUCCAGAGGAUGAGAGCUGACAUGCGGGGCACUAAUCUGCUGGGGGCGCUGUCCUGGGUGUACCAGCAGCCGAUGCAGCGUUCUUAUCCUCGCCAGGUCUUCAUUAUCACAGAUGGAUCCAUCAGCAACGUGGCUAAGGUGAUGGAGCUGGUCCGAAGAAACACAUGCGCCGGCAGAUGCUUUGGCUUAGGCCUUGGUCCUCGAGCCUGCAGGAGACUUUUGCAGGGCGUUGCCAAACUGACAGGAGGGACUACCGAGUUCUUGGCUGAUGAGGAGCGACUUCAGCCCAAGUUAAUAAAGUCUCUGAAAAAGGCCUUUGAACCUGUGCUGACUGACGUACGGAUUGACUGGUAUCUGCCAGAGAACAUGGAAGCGUUUCUUUCACCCAAUGAGAUCCCUCCGCUCUACCCGGGGAAUCGUCUAAUUGGAUAUUGCACUCUAUAUGACAUGACGAAUAUCCAAAAAAAAAGCCCAGAGUCUCAAGGACGGUGCCACGAUGGUGUAAAUCGUAGCUCCAUGGGUUCAGUUUUUGGAGAGUCAAAUGACGAGCUUUCACCUCCCCCUGCCUCUGAGUUUAUGCCAGUGGUGACAUGUGCAGAUGGUACCAACCUGGAGGAGGCACUGAGGGAGAUUUCCAGGGAAAUCUCCUCUGAGUUCUCCUGCGCCAGAAACGCAGAUCCUGGAACCAGUCCAGGUGUGGAGCUGGACUGGUCCAGUGACGUGAGGAGGAGGAUCCAGGAGAGCUCAUAUAUCCAGGAGCAGUAUGUCCUUACUCGCUGCUCCCUUAGUAGUGAGCGGAGUCUGCAAACACAGUCCCACUUACACAUACACGCCUCGUCCAACUCUGACUCUGCGGCCGGGGUCUUUCUCCCCAACCCUCACUCCACUGGUUCAGUGCUGGAUACUGGGUCUCUACCCCAAGGCCUUGAAAAGAUGCCCCCUCCAGACCAGAGAUCAUCCCUGUCUCGCUGGGCAGACUCUGCAUGGCAGCAAAACCUCUCAGCAGAAACCCCUGAUAACGGCGCAGAAAAGACUGGGCGUCUCGGGGCAGGAGGGGACUCUCGUCAGAGGCACAAACUUGCCCGCUCGACCAUGGCAGCACGGAGUUUCUCGUCCCCCCAGGGCGAGCUGGAGAUGCAUCGCCUCAGGAGAGCUCUGGAGAGGGUCUCCUUCGACCAAACGCUGGGAGGGCGACUGGACGAAAGCGACGGGGAGGCGAAGCCCCCGUCAAGAGGCACACUGUCUCGCCGAAGCCUCACUGACUCUAAUGGACUGCUGUUCCCUGCUUCUCCUCUGGACUGGGACAGCUUCACAGACCCGGAGUACCUCUUUACGGCUGCACCACCGGAGCAUCCUCCACCAGGUCGAUGCCGCUCGCUUAUUCACGGCCUGCUGAGCGGCAGACCUGUGUCCUGGGAGGUCACUGUGGACCUGGGGCACCUCUGGACCCCCGGGGGCCAGGAGACACCGACGGUCGAGGGAUGUGGAGGAGAAGGAGGGGAAGAAGGAAAAGGAGGAGAAACAUGGGAUGAGAUCAUUCACCAGCUGACCGCUCGCUCAGUGAUUAGAGACUUUGAGAAAAUGGCAGAGAAGGACAGCGACUGCGGACAAGGUUCAGCAAAGCGAUACCGCAUGAAGGCUAUCCAGACCAGUAAGCACUGUAACAUCAUCUGCAUGUACACGGCCUUCGCUGCCACCAAUAACAACCCCAACAAAGGCUUGCAGGACAGCAUGGACGUCCAAAACACAGGUGUCCCCAUUUUAUCCACCGUACCGGAUUACAGCUUCAGCCAGCCGCAUGUUCCAGUCUCUAUUUGUACCCUACGUGUGUGCGUUUUGUGUGUGUUCGUGCGUGGUGUAGGGAUGCAUCUGGUGAACAGCCAGAGCUCCCGGUCAGGCAGCCGCAGGCAGAGGGCCUAUUCCGUCGGCUUGGGGAGACGGCACACCGGCGGAGACAGUAAAGAGAUGGAGGACACCUGGAACUCUACAGACAGAGAUGCCACCGCUGCCUCACCCUGUAGCCUUACAUCCUGGGACUCUAGUGUAGUGGGCAGCGCAUACUCUGCUGCAGCCCCAGCGAUGACAGGCACACCAUGCACUCAUUCACAGCGAUCUAUUGAAAGCAAGUCAAUGGAAAGCUUCUUUGGCACCAGAUUUCCACUGGGCAGACUCAGGUCCUCCAUUUCAUCAGGAAAGCAGGUUCCUCUCAAGUCCCACUGUCUGUCUGCAGAGACUGAGAAAGCACCUGAAACCGAAGCUCCAGACUACCUUCCCUUGGUUCAACUGCAGCUGGCAUCAGGGGCUUUUCUUCUGACCGAGACCUACUCUGACUGUGUCCAGAUCCCCUUGGACCGCCUGAAAAGGGCUUCACCCUACAGCCUCCACCGCCGCAGCCUCAGCCCGCCAUUCCGCAGCACAUCUCCCAGUGCCCCGUCUCUGUCCACCUCCAACAAGCCUUCUGCUGCUCCCACCAGCCACCAUGUAACCUUCUCUCCUUCUUCUUGCUCCCUGGCCAAACCGACCGCCCCUCCUUUCCACCACACCCCAGAUGACACCCCCUUGAUGCUGGAACCAAGGCUGCGCCGGAGACACCCGUCGGACCGAGACCCCGUCACCUCCCCCCCUGACCUCCCCAGCUCUGAGGAAGGCUCCCUGGAGCUGUCCGCGGGACCCUCUCUGGGCCUGAGCCACGGGCAGGCGGACAGCGGUCGCGGGUCGGAGACGGACGUGUGGGAGGGCUCCUCGACAGAGCCGCCCGAUCCCCGGGGGGGCAGCCAGUCCGCCCAGGAGGACCUGGAAGGGUCGAGCUGGGCCACGGCCGUGGCUCUGGCCUGGCUCGAGCACCGCUGCGCCGGCUACUUCAUGGAGUGGGAGCUGGUGGCAGCGAAAGCAGACUUCUGGCUGCGGUGUCAGGAGCUGCCCGAGGGGGUGGACCCGGCGGGGCUGAAGGGAGCUGCUAGACAGCUGUUCCUGCUGCUGCGCCACUGGGACGAGAACAUUAAGCUCAACAUGUUGUGUUAUAACCCCAAUAACAUGUGAGAAACUCUUCAGAUCUACUAAUUAGUUCAUUAUCAUUUGUUCCCGACGAUAAUUUAUUGUUACAAAACACCCUUUACGUAAAAGAGGAGUCCUGUAUUUCAUCUGCAGGAUCAACUUGUACCAUAACGUAGUGCCAACUUCAUUCUAAGAUUAAUUGCACUCAGAAGAAUUCAUAUUCAUGUCAAAAUAUUACCCUCAAAUGACAUAGACCAAGUGGCCUUUUAUCCUAAAUCUGCAUAUUGCUUUAUGCAAUUCCGACAAUGCCUUAACCAUCUGAAUGAGCUUUUUGUAGUUUAUAUAUAUAUAUAUCAGCUUUUUUGCCAAAUGUAUAAUCAGUCGAUGUUGAAUGAGAAUGAUCUUGAUUGUCAGGAUGAUUAUUUCAUAAACCAAUUAAUAAAAUGAGUGGUGGGAUUGUAAUUUGUUGUAAUGUGUAACAAAAACAUACAUAAAACAAGAAGAAAA